UUUUUUUUUUUUUUGGUGGGAAUGGCGACCAGAUUCAUAAAGGGAAAUUGGCAAAGGUCUAGCAAAAGAAAGUGAAGAUGGGUGUGAAAGAGAAACCUUUAUCGAGGAAACGCAGUAGAGACAACGAAUCGUCAAAUAGGGAAGAUCCUGUGGUCACUUCUUCCACUGUUAUGCCUGCCCUUCAACAUCCUACUUCUCCCACAUCAUCAUUGGAGAUGAUUACCCCUACUAAUGAGGUGGCCCAAAGGAGAGGACAAGAUAAGGCAAUGGUUGGAACUUUUUGGGAUGAGGCCGAUUGUGCUAUUGCGAAGGCCCACGAUGCCAUUUCUGUUAAGGAUUUGAAACCACUGACGACCAAACCUUUGAAUGAAUUGAUGUAUUCUCAUAUUCAUAAGAUUAUGCAGGUGUUGGGUGAAUCUCUGCAUAUCUCGGGGAAAUAUUUGGACUAUGAGGAGAAGUUCGCAGUGGCUCAGUCCAAGGUAGACUCACUUUCUUCUGAAAAAUGAAGUGCUGAAGGCAAAGGUCACAUCCCUUUCUAACGAGGUGGACAAAGCUCAGGAUCGUCUGAAAACAUUGGAGAGAGACGUGAACACUGAGAAGGCUUUCUCCAAAUUGAAGGAUAAGUAGAUUGAUGAUGCCUUGCUCAAAAUUCAGAAAGCUGGUCCUGAAGCAGUGGAGAAGCUCAAGAAGUCUGACGAAUAUUCAAACAAGCAAUGCGAUUACUAUGUGGAUGGUUUUGAACUUUUCUGCAAGUAUAUGGCCAAGCAUCAUCCAAACUUGGACUUCUCUACACUAGACAUGAAGGCAGUUAAGAUGGAGAUUUUGGAAGAUCGCCCUUCAAAUGACACGGAAGCUGAUACUGCUGAAGAUGUGAUCGGAGAUGAUACAACCGUUACUGCCGAAGUCCCAAUGGAUCCGUCUCCUUCUAAUCUAUUUGAAAUGCUUUUACUUCUGACUUUGAAAAGAACAAUUUCUUAGGCUCGUUUGUUUUGAGCAAGUUUACAUUUCUUGCUUUUUUUAAAACAAUGUCUUGGGCUUGUUUGUUUUGAGCACGUCUAUUUUAACAAUUUUUGCUUCAUGUUUGAAUGCUUCGUUGUUUGACAUCAUUUCUCUUAGUUUUUCUUUUUUGAAUAUGACUUGUCAGGAAUUUUGGUGGUCAUGUUUAGACUAUGAGGAGAAGUUCGCGAUGGCUCAGUCCAAGGCAAACUCACUUUCUUCUGAAAAUGAAGUACUGAAGGCAAAUGUCACAUCCCUUUCUAACAAGGUGGAGAAAGCUUAGGAUCGCCUGAAAACUUUGGAGAGAGACGUGAACACCAAGAAGGCUUUCUCCAAAUUGAAGGAUAAGUAGAUCGACAAUGCCUUUCUCAAAAUUCAGAAAGCCAGUUCUGAAGCGGUGGAUAAGUUCAAGAAGUUUGACGAGUAUUCAAACAAGCUGUGAUAUUACUGUGUGGAUGGUUUUGAACUUUUCUGCAAAUAUAUGGCCAAGCAUCAUCCAGACCUGGACUUCGCUACACUCGACAUGAAGGCAGUUGAGAAGGAGAUUUUGGAAGAUCGUCCUUCAAAUGACAUGGAAGCUGAUACUACUAAAGAUUUGAUUGGAGACGAUACAGCUGUUACUGCCGAAGUCCCAAUGGAUCCGUCUCCUUCUAAUCCUAUUUGAAAUGCUUUUACUUCUAACUUUGAAAAGAAAAAUUUCUUGGGCUCGUUUGUUUUGAGCAAGUUUACAUUUCCUACUUUUUUUUAAAACAAUCUCUUGGGCUCGUUUGUUUUGAGCACGUUUGUUCUAACAAUUUUUGCUUCAUGUUUGAAUACUUCGUUGUUUGACAUCAUUUCUUUUUGAAUAUGACUUGUCAGCAAUUUUGGUGGUCAUGUUUGGACUAUGAGGAGAAGUUCGCGAUGGCUCAGUCCAAGGAAAACUCAAUUUCUUCUGAAAAUGAAGUGCUGAAGGCAAAUGUCACAUCCCUUUCUAACAAGGUGGAUAAAGCUCUCAGGAUCGCCUGAAAACUUUGGAGAGAGACGUGAACACCAGGAAGGCUUUCCCCAAAUUGAAGGAUAAGUAGAUCGACGAUGCCUUGCUCAAAAUUUAGAAAGUCGGUCCUGAAGCGAUGGAGAAGUUUAAGAAGUCUUACGAGUAUUCAAACAAGCUAUGCGAUUACUAUGUGGAUGGUUUUGAACUUUUCUACAAAUAUAUGGCCAAGAAUCAUCCAGACCUGGACUUCUUUGCACUAGACAUGAAGGCAGUUGAAAAGGAGAUUAUGGAAGAUCGUCCUUCAAAUGAUGCGGAAGCUGAUACUGCUGAAGAUGUUUCUCUCCUCAUGCUAUGGAGUUCACUUUCCAUCUUGGAUGAAUUUUCUUCUAAUGCCCUUGUUCUUCUGUUAAUCUGACUGUCUGACUCCUCUUCAUUAUUAUUCCCUUCAAUUCUUUGAGGUUGUUCUUCUUUAUUCUAAAUUUUUGGUAUUCUACUGCCAUUUCUCGUUUUGGGAUUCAGCUGCUCUUCACAGUUCUUCAUUUAUAGCAAGUCAACUUUGCUACAUUGGUUGUGAGAGCCUAAAUCUGUUGUGCUGCUUGCUUUGGGUCAUUCUUGCACUAUGAAGAUCUCUUUUGUCAAUUAGGGAAAUGGCUUAAAUGAUCAAUGUUCCCCACAAAUGGCAUCAAAUUGAUGAUUCAGAAAAUCAACAGUUGAGUUCUUCAUCUAUGUGGAUGGAAAAUGGCAAUAGAUUCGUCCAGGGACAAACCUGCAAUAAGAUUUGAAGUAGAGAAAAAGAAAUACACUGGUGUGGUGUUUGCUAAAAACACUCUAAUGAUUAGGUUAGAAAUGAAUUCAAUUGAAGCAUAUUGCAAGAGAAUACAACUUGGGAGUAGUUUUUGGGGUAAUAAUUGUGUGUACCUUUUGGUCCUUUUCUUCUUUUGCUUUAUAGCCAUUUUGUCUUUAAUGAGUAAUGGAUCUCUGCAUUCAUUCUCAUUUGUAACAAUUAAUACGUUACAAGCUGAUGCUUUGAUUUAUAUAACGUCUUCUUUUGCGUUGCUCUGUCGGUUAUUCUUUAGCAUAA
Messenger RNA from Quercus robur (English oak), 3050 nucleotides. RefSeq lists its product as uncharacterized. Lineage: Eukaryota; Viridiplantae; Streptophyta; Magnoliopsida; Fagales; Fagaceae. The transcript has 2 exons. The coding region runs from base 78 to 506 and encodes 142 amino acids. The record is from RefSeq and is a predicted model, not a curated record.